Molecule: messenger RNA, 2074 nt
Organism: Pelmatolapia mariae (spotted tilapia)
Lineage: Eukaryota; Metazoa; Chordata; Actinopteri; Cichliformes; Cichlidae
Gene: fbxl15
Product: F-box and leucine-rich repeat protein 15
Exons: 5
Coding region: 115-993 (292 amino acids)
Biological process (GO): SCF-dependent proteasomal ubiquitin-dependent protein catabolic process
Cellular component (GO): SCF ubiquitin ligase complex
Molecular function (GO): protein binding
Source: RefSeq, a predicted model, not a curated record
GCUUAGGUUACACCUUGAUUGCUUUAGAAGAUGCUAAAGGAAACUAUUUUAUUUUGUCAUCCAUGGGAAGAAUGAUAUGUUCGUGGAAACGUACUGUAACAUAACGGGUUCAUAAUGGAUGAAGAAGCUAAGAUGCGAACAUGCCAUCUUUUGGACUUGCCCUGGGAGGAUGUACUUGUUCCACAUAUUUUGUGCUAUUUACCGCUGCAACACCUUGUCAGCCUCCAGAGGGUGAGCAAGCAGUUCCACAACCUCAUUAAGGUGUACCUAUCCAACUGCAGGACCUUUCAUCUGUCCCCGACCUCACCAUGCAUUCCCAGGGAAGCAUUUUGCUCGAUGUUAAAGGACAAUAAAGUUCUGCAGAACUUGUCACUGCAGAAUUGUUCAGACUGGGUGUCCGAUAAAGAACUGCUGCCAGUUAUUGGCCAGAACCAACAUCUGCAAAGGGUGGACAUGAGCGGGUGUGCAUGUCUCACCCGCCACUCCCUGGUGGCUGUGUCCUUGAGCUGCAUGCACCUGCAACACCUUGGCCUGGCACACUGCGAAUGGGUGGACAGCCUGUCCCUGCGCAGCCUGGCUGACCACUGCGGGGGGCUGCAGUCGAUCGACCUUACCGCCUGUCGCCAGCUGAAGGACGACGCCAUCUGCUACCUGGCCAAGAAGUGUUCAAAUUUGAGGUCUCUAUCGCUGGCAGUCAAUGCCAACAUCACCGAUGAGUCAGUGGAGGAGGUGGCCAAGAACUGCAGGGAUCUGGAGCAGCUGGACCUGACAGGUUGCCUGCGGGUCAGGAACCAGUCCAUCAGGACUCUUGCAGAGUAUUGCCCAAAGCUGCAGUCGCUGAAGGUGAAUCACUGCCACAAUGUGACAGAGUCUAGCCUCGAUCCUUUACGGAAGCGCAAUGUAGUGAUUGAUGUUGAGCCGCCCUUACAGAGGGCACUUGUACUUCUGCAGGAUGUGCUAGGAUUUGCACCAUUCAUCAAUCUCCAGAUAUAACAAGUCGAUAGAAGGUGUCUUCAUAUCUCACUUUCAUCUGCAUCACAUGGGCAUGUGUUGCUCUGAGAAAGUUAAAGAACACACGAAUGUGUUGCACUCAAGCUUUUGUGGAAUGUGAUUAAUGAUACAUGUUUAAGAAGGACUUGAAAAUGUCAUCAGUAAAGUAAGCCAUGUACUUUUAAGAACUGCUGCCUCGUGUACAAAAGAAAUCACUGCACUAUUACUUAAUCAUUUGGUGUGAUGGGUAUAAUGUAUAACCAAAGUACAGUGGAUUUUUUUUUUACCAACCUGUCACCUUAUGUUUCAUUUGGAAACAUUUAAAAAAAUGUUUGAGUUUAAUUAAACAUCUCAUUUUGCAUGUGUGUGCCAGCUUAAAGGGUCAUUUCAACCAAAUCGCACAAAAAGCGUACUCGCACUUACCACUUAAUUGUGUAAAUAUUUGUUUUGUUUAUUCAGAUUUUAUUAUCUCCACUUCUGCGUCUUCUGCUGCCACCAACAAACAAGGAAGGUGGAUGCAGUUUUGUUUCCGGUGCUUACUGCACGUCUUCCAGAAAUGAUCCUGGCUCCUCAGGAUCAUCUGUAAAAUCUCACUGCUGUCAACAGUUUCCCAGUGAAAGCUGAGAUUAAUUGCAUGGUUACAUGUACAGUGUAAUGAGUAGAAAUUUUUUUUCUGUGAUGUGGGUGAAGUUCCCCUUUAAUUCAUAAUAUUAAUAAAUACAUAUCUUUUGAAUAAGUAUAAGAAUUUAUUAUGACUAUUUCCCAUUAAGUCCCUUAAAUGGCUUUUGUAAAAAUGACCUAUUGAGAUGUUGUUGGCCUAUGAAUUAUGGAAGUACUAUUAAAUUGUGAAAUACUGCCAAAAAUGACACUUGACUUUGCUGUGAUGGAGUUGUCUGUUUACGCCCUUACUGCCUACUAUAAAUUUGAAAGUACCUGUUUGGUGCAAGUGCUUCGUUUUUUAUGAAAAAAGAAAAGAAAUCAGGAUAGUACUAGGAUAGUUUAGUUUUUUCCUUCUUUAAAUGUAGAAAAAAAGUGCUGCUUUCCUGCCACUGAUGUGAAUUAAUUUAUAAUUAUAUUAAAUAAA